Messenger RNA from Entrophospora sp. SA101, 1449 nucleotides. Lineage: Eukaryota; Fungi; Glomeromycota; Glomeromycetes; Entrophosporales; Entrophosporaceae. The record is from the annotation of a GenBank genome assembly.
AUGUUGGAAGUUGAUUCGAAAAAUAAUAACAGUGUUAACAGCAUUUCAAAUACAAUCAGGAGAUCAUUUUCUAACGUAGGCUUUGAUAAAUCAAAAAACAAUCAUAAUGAUAACAACAACGACAACAACGAUAAAUCAUCUUUAAAUACCAAUUCUACAUCAAAUACUCUUAAAUUGUCUAAAAAAAAAUCUGGCACAUUAUCACCUUCUAGGAUAAAAUCUAAACAAAGACCUAAAUCAGAACUUUCAAUUAAAAAUAAUAAAAAAACCUCUCAACCAGAUGCACGUGUUGAUGAUACUUUAAACACUAGUUUGGCUGGUGAUCUAAUCUCAUAUUCAAAAUCAAGAUCGAUAAUUACAGGAUCUCACUCACUUUCAACUACGCCGUUUUCAUCACAGUCGUCCCUUAGUUCCCCAUCUACGACAAGUUCAACCACCAGCUCAUCAUCAUCAUCAUUACAAUCUCCGUCCACAUCAAAUGAUACUAAUGAAUGUAUUACUACUUUUUUAGCUGCACCACGCUUAACGCAGCGUGUUAGAUUAAAAUCAGGAAGAGUUGUUAGUUUUUCCGAAGUUGGUGAUAGGAAUGGGUUUCCGGUGUUUGUUUUUCUUGGGAUGGGGUGUGUAAGAUAUUUUAUUGCGUUUUUUGAUGACUUGGCAUCUAGCUAUGGAUUGAGACUAUUAUGUCCUGAUCGACCUGGAGUUGGACUUUCAGAUGAUGUUAAAGAAGAUCAACAACACAUAUUAAAAUGGCCAGAUAUUAUUAAAGAACUUUGUGAGAUUCUUAGUAUUGAUAAAUUUUUUAUAAUGGCACACAGUGCAGGAGCACCAUAUGCACUUGCAUGUGCUAUUAAAAUACCAGAAAAGCUUCAAGGAACUAUUUAUCUUGUUUGUCCAUGGAUCAGUACAACAGUAACGAAUAAUUUCAAGUGGCUUAAAUAUGUACCCACACCUAUAAUGAAAUUUACACAUACAGCGGGCAUUUCCCUACAACAAAUACUUAAUGGUAAACAACCAUACUCAACAAAACCAUCACACCAAAGGAAUUCGGGAGCUUCGGCAUUACCAACUUCAAGCCUUGAGAACAAACAAAAAUUAGGAAUGGCGAUAUUGAAAGCAUCGUUUGCAGAAAAUUUAUCAGGAGCAAAUAAUGAUUUGAUGAUGUGUUUCGAGAGGCGACAUUCGUUUGGAUUCUCAUAUACAGAUAUUGAUCAUCCUGUACAUGUAUUUCAUGGUACAAAAGACGACCGUAUUCCUGUAGCAGCAGUAAAAUGGAUGGAAAAUAAUAUGCCUGAUUGUAAGUUAACAUUGAUAGAAGGCGGAAAGCAUUCGUUGCUUUUACGUGCUGAAAUAGUUGACACAAUAUUUAAAACUAUUGCCAUACAAUUACACGAUAAGGAUAAAUGUAAGGCGUGUAAACUUUCAUCAGGGUGUUGGUUGAUGGAGUAA